Tyto alba (common barn owl) is the source of this 2274-nucleotide messenger RNA. It is a transcript of the gene GDF5, whose product is annotated as growth differentiation factor 5. Bases 40 to 1542 code for a protein of 500 amino acids. The record is from RefSeq and is a predicted model, not a curated record. Gene Ontology annotation, biological process: SMAD protein signal transduction; BMP signaling pathway. Gene Ontology annotation, cellular component: extracellular region. Gene Ontology annotation, molecular function: growth factor activity; cytokine activity. NCBI's taxonomy places the organism in Eukaryota, Metazoa, Chordata, Aves, Strigiformes, Tytonidae. The transcript has 2 exons.
UGAUUUUUUCUUUAGUGGCAUUCAGAGGAAGACCAGAGGAUGAAAAUCCUGCAUUUUCUCACUUUACUGCUUUGGCAUUUGACUUGGCUGUCUCUGGAUCUAGUUCCUGGAGCGCUGAGUAAUUCUGAAGCAGGUCAAAGUAAUCCAGGAUCUAAACUAGGUUUUUUAAAAGCAGAAGGAAAAGAGAGGAAUCCUUCAGCACGGGCAGGUACACUGAGGACUGCAAGCCAUGGAUAUAGUACUGGGACCUCAAAGGCUAGGACUAAAAGCAGUGCUGUUCAGGCUGGAGCUCUGCUGGCCAAGAAUGAUGAAUCAAAGAAGGUUCUCUCAAGAACAGCAGCCACGGAGGGCAAGGUAGGACAACUCCCCAGCAGACCUUCUGGAGUAAGGACAGUGACUCCAAAGGUUCAAAAUCUUAGCAGCAAGGUGGCUUUGAAAAAAACUGGCACGAGCAGUACUGACACUGAUUCUUUCAAAACCAAAAAGACUAAAGAGCCUGGUACCCAGAGGGAAACUAAGGAAACUUUCAGACAUCCCCCUAUAACGCCACAUGAAUACAUGCUCUCUUUGUACAGGACUCUCUCAGAUGCAGAAAGAAAAGGUGUUAAUGGAAGUGUAAAACUGGAGGCUGGACUUGCCAAUACAAUAACCAGCUUUAUAGACAAAGGACAAGAUGAGCGAGCGCCAACUAUAAGAAAACAAAAAUAUAUUUUUGACAUCAGUGCAUUAGAAAAAGAUGGUUUGCUGGGAGCAGAGCUUCGAAUAUUGAGGAAAAAGCCAUCUGAUACAUGGAAGUCUCUUUCUUCUGGAAAAACUUCCCAAGUGAAAUUAUUUAGUUGCUCUACAAACAGACAAGCAGCAACACUCCUGGACUCUCGUACUGUCAGUAUCACGGAUACACCGAAGUGGGAAGUGUUUGACAUCUGGAAACUUUUCAGGAACUUUAAAAACUUGGUUAACUUGUGUUUUGAACUGGAAACUUUUGACAGGGGGAGAGCUGUUGAUCUCAGGAGUGUGGGAUUUAAUAGAACAGGAAGACAGGUCAAUGAAAAAGCUCUCUUCUUGGUAUUUGGGAGGACGAAAAAAAGAGACUUGUUCUUCAACGAAAUCAAAGCUAGAUCCGGCCAAGAUGACAAAACUGUUUAUGAGUACUUAUUCAAUCAGAGGCGGAAGAGAAGAGCUCCUCUAGCAACACGGCAAGGGAAGAGGCCUACUAAGAAUCUGAAGGCAAGGUGUAGCAGAAAAGCCCUCCACGUGAAUUUUAAGGAUAUGGGCUGGGAUGACUGGAUAAUAGCCCCUCUAGAGUAUGAAGCGUAUCACUGCGAAGGGCUCUGUGAAUUCCCGCUUCGAUCUCAUCUGGAGCCCACCAAUCAUGCAGUUAUCCAAACAUUAAUGAACUCAAUGGACCCAGAAUCAACACCCCCGACUUGCUGUGUCCCAACCAGGCUGAGUCCUAUUAGCAUUCUUUUCAUUGACUCUGCAAACAAUGUGGUCUACAAACAAUAUGAGGACAUGGUGGUGGAGUCGUGUGGUUGUAGGUAGCAGAACAGUUGCUCACAUGAAUAUGUUAUGAAAGGUAAUAUGACACAUAUGAACAUAACCUCUCCUCAAACAAGGUUAACUAGAUUUCUUACCUCUAGGGCAAGUAUGUUUACAAGGAUGUAGCAAUAAAUCCAGUGCUUCUAUAUGUCUCUCCACAGUGGGCAUAUUUCUGUAGCAUUUGGGUGCUGUCAUGCAGCCUGGUAUAAGGCCUUGUAUCAGUGACAUAAGACUGGCUCUAUCUAAAGUCCAUGAUAGAGAAGAUUAUAUCUCCACACCUCUAGAUCACCUGCUUUUAGCCUCGAGGCAGCGGGUAGAGAUGGUAUCAGUGAGCUCUGGGUAUGACCUGUUUGAUCCUCUGAACAAUGUUCUUGACACUGAAUUUAUGUCUGAGUCCCAUGUGCUUUGUCCAUUAAGAAAUGUAAGAAAAGAGUCCUGAUGUCUAGGAGGUUGUGUUCUGAUGUGCUCCCAUCUUGGUGUAAAUAGUUACACUGUAAUAUGAUUUCUUUCUGAUUAGCUCUUGAAAGUAUGCAUAUAUAAAAAAGGAAUCAUUAAAUAUAAUAUGUUGAUUUAGUUUUAAGUUUUACAUGGAGAUAGAUGAUGCAGGAGGUAUUUGCUUCCAUGUAUGUUUUCCUGCAAGCUACAUAUCUUUCUUAAGUAUCCACCUUUACAUUAUUAUGUAGCAAGAUAUAUUACUCUGUAUAAGGUCCAAGUUGUUCUCAAAUGCUCAUAGUA